Molecule: messenger RNA, 585 nt
Organism: Onthophagus taurus
Lineage: Eukaryota; Metazoa; Arthropoda; Insecta; Coleoptera; Scarabaeidae
Product: putative defense protein 3
Cellular component (GO): membrane
Source: RefSeq, a predicted model, not a curated record
AGCCAGUUCGUUUUAAGACGACAACUCCAAAACAACUCGAUAUGGAGGUGAUAAAUUUUAAGAUCUUUUUUGUUGUUGUGGUCCUUUUUGAUUUUUGUGGUGAAAUUUUUGCAUUUCCCGAUGGGGCUCCGGUUGAUGCUUGCGUUAAACCAAAACCAAAUCAACCUUAUCACGGUCAAGCUAAACCACAACCAAUCGAAUCCAAUCCUUAUCAAAUUAUUGCUAAUCACGAUCGAUACGGACCUGGACAAGAAAUAACUGUAACGAUUCGUGGUGAUGAAUAUUUCAAAGGAUUCUUUGUGCAAGCAAGAGAUGCUCGUACCAAUGAAUGGAUUGGAGAAUGGGUUGAAACGCCGAAUGUAACCAUACAUCCGGAAUGUAGUGCGAUAACCCACGCCGAUCCCAAAGAAAAGCAACAAGCUGUAUUUUUAUGGCGAGCCCCCAAAAAUAAGCAAGGAGGACGAGUUUAUUUCACGGGUACCGUUUUGAAAGAUUACAACACGUUCUGGUCGAAUUUGGUGAACGUUGUGAGUCACUAAGAUGUAAAUAUCGAUCGAGAUUUUGUAAAUAAAGUUUUUUUUUUAA